Molecule: messenger RNA, 1278 nt
Organism: Sphenostylis stenocarpa
Lineage: Eukaryota; Viridiplantae; Streptophyta; Magnoliopsida; Fabales; Fabaceae
Source: the annotation of a GenBank genome assembly
AUGGCGCUAAUUCACAGCACAGAGCUUCUACUUCUCCUAAUUCUCUUCCUCGUUUCAUCGAAGCUUGCAACAUCUCACUCCACAGUGCGCUUCCUUCCUGGUUUCCAGGGACCCCUUCCUUUUCAACUUCGAACUGGGUACGUGGAAGUGGGUGAAAGUGAUGCAGAGGAGCAUGCAGAACUCUUCUACUACUUUAUUGAGUCCGAGAAUGAUCCUGAAGGAGACCCUCUCCUUCUCUGGCUAACCGGGGGCCCAGGUCCACUGGCAUUUAAAAACGAGGAAUACACUGGUGGCUUACCUAAUUUGACUUUGAAGCCAGAAUCAUGGACAAAGGUAAGUAGCAUUAUAUUUGUGGAUCUGCCAGCGGGUACAGGCUUCUCUUAUCCCAAAACAGAAAGUGAUGUUCAUCAAAGUACCACCAAGCUAGUUCGCCAUGCUCAUCAAUUUCUUAGGAAGUGGCUGAUUGAUCAUCCGAAAUUUCUCUCAAAUGAGGUGUACAUUGCUGGCGACUCAUACAGUGGCCUUCCUAUACCAGUUAUUGUUCAAGAAAUUUCAUACGGAAACGAAGGUGGUAUCCAACCAUGGAUAAAUCUCCAGGGAUACCUGCUGGGAAAUCCCUCAACAACAUCAGCUGAAAAAAACUACGAAAUACCGUUUAAUCAUGGAAUGGCAUUCGUUUCCGAUGAACUCUACGAGUCUAUUUCAGGAAUUAAUACUGGGCAUGUUUUGGAACCCUAUUGUGAGGAGCCUGGUCUGCAUAAACCGAUGGAAGACACUUGGAGUUGGAGGAGGUCUCUUGCUCAUGAAACCUCUCCUCUCACAUUGCCACCCUUAAGUUGUAGGGCUCGUGCAUAUGUUCUGUGUACCUAUUGGGCCAACGAUGAUAAUGUUCACAAAGCACUGCAUAUUCGGAAGGGAAGUAUAGGGAAAUGGAAGCGGUGUAACUCUGGCAUACCUUUUAAGUUUGAUGUCCCUAGCAGCUUCCAAUAUCACGUAAAUCUCAGCAGAAAAGGCUACCGUUCAUUAAUAUACAGUGGGGAUCAUGACAUGAUAGUUCCAUUUUUGUCUACUCAAGCGUGGAUAAGAGCUUUAAACUAUUCCAUCGUGUCUGACUGGAGGCAGUGGUAUUACAAUGGCCAAGUAGUAGGAUACACGAGGACAUACUCAAAUGGGAUGACAUUUGCAACUGUGAAGGGUGCAGGGCAUACAGCUCCGGAGUACAAACCUGAAGAAUGUUUAGGCAUGUUUAGGAGAUGGAUAUCAAAUAGGCCUCUUUAA